UGGGCGGGCCAGCGCAUGGGGGCCAGUACCCAGAGGCUCCCGAGAGUGGCGCGGGGACGGGGAGGGGCAGGGCGAGCUGGUUCCCCGCGUGGAGGCGCGGGAAGAUCUGAGUUGAGACCGCGUGGUGUAGUGGUUAAGCUACCUCACGUGUGGAGGGAAGGCGGGAAGCCAGCAAAUAAAGAGGAAAAACGGAGCGAUGCUGAUCUCAGGACAAACGACUGGACCUUCUUAGCCCUGGCGGAGCCACGGAGGGCCAGGCAAAAGCUCGUCAAAGCUGACUCGUCUUGAGUGGCCGGCCCCGGCUUCCCUUCCACACACCGCAGCUACUUAUAGAGCCAGACCCUCAGCUUCUGCUCAGCUCCAGACACACAGCUUCUCCAGGCAGCACUGCCUCAGAACAGAGAUUACUUCUCUAGCUCACUUGGACAAUGUCACUUGGUGGAGAAGGACUGUGAGAUCGUGGCUAGAAGCCAGGUUGUAGCCACCUGCCUGCCACUGCCCAGCUGAGUGGCAGCCCAGAGCCCAGGAGCAGCACGUGGCCAUAGGCCACAGACACGGUGAAGAUAUGAGUGUGGUGGUGAGCACCUCUGCUCCCCUGCUCCCAGCCUCAGACACAAACACUGUCACAUCUACCUUCUCCCUUGUGGACUAUGUAGUGUUUGUGCUGCUGCUGGUUCUCUCCCUUGCUAUUGGGCUCUACCAUGCCUUUCGUGGCUGGGGCCGGCAUACUGUUGGCCAACUGCUCAUGGCAGACCGAAAAAUGAGCUGUCUUCCUGUGGCUCUGUCUCUGCUGGCCACCUUCCAAUCAGCCGUGGCCAUCUUGGGUGUGCCGUCCGAGAUCUACCGAUUUGGGACCCAGUAUUGGUUCCUGGGCUGCUGCUAUUUUCUGGGCCUGCUGAUCCCUGCACACGUCUUCAUCCCUGUCUUCUACCGCCUGCAUCUCACCAGUGCCUAUGAGUACCUGGAGCUCCGAUUCAAUAAAGCUGUGCGGGUUUGUGGGACCUUGACCUUCAUCUUUCAGAUGGUGAUCUACAUGGGAGUCGUGCUCUAUGCACCAUCAUUGGCCCUCAAUGCAGUGACUGGCUUUGACUUGUGGCUGUCAGUGCUGACCCUAGGCAUUGUUUGUACUGUCUAUACUGCUCUGGGCGGACUGAAGGCAGUCAUCUGGACAGACGUGUUCCAGACGCUGGUCAUGUUCCUAGGGCAGCUGGUGGUUAUCAUUGUGGGGUCAGCCAAGGUGGGCGGCUUGAGGCAUGUGUGGGAAGUGGCUUCCCAGCAUGGCCGCAUCUCUGGGAUCGUGCUGGAUCCAGAUCCUUUUGUACGGCACACUUUCUGGACAUUGGCUUUUGGGGGUGUCUUCAUGAUGCUCUCCUUGUAUGGGGUGAACCAGGCUCAGGUGCAGCGCUACCUCAGUUCCCGCACGGAGAAGGCUGCUGUGCUCUCCUGCUAUGCAGUCUUCCCUUGCCAGCAGUUGGUCCUCUGCAUGAGCUGCCUCAUUGGCUUGGUCAUGUUUGUCUACUACCAGGAGUAUCCCAUGAGCACCCAGCAGGCUCAAGCAGCCCCUGACCAGUUCGUCCUGUAUUUUGUGAUGGAUCUCCUGAAAGACCUGCCAGGCCUGCCUGGGCUCUUUGUUGCCUGCCUCUUCAGUGGCUCCCUCAGCACCAUAUCUUCUGCUUUUAACUCAUUGGCAACUGUUACGAUGGAAGAUCUGAUCCGACCCUGGUUCCCUCAAUUCUCUGAAGUCCAGGCCAUCAUGCUUUCCAGAAUCCUCGCCUUUGGCUAUGGGCUACUUUGUCUGGGAAUGGCCUAUAUUUCUUCCCAGAUGGGACCCGUGUUACAGGCAGCACUCAGCAUCUUUGGCAUGGUUGGGGGGCCGCUGCUCGGACUCUUCUGUCUUGGGAUGUUCUUUCCUUGUGCCAACCCUCCUGGUGCCAUUGUGGGCCUGUUGGCUGGACUCAUCAUGGCCUUCUGGAUCGGCAUCGGGAGCAUAGUGACCAACAUGGCCUCCCGCAUGGCACCCUCUCCUCCUAAUAUAUCCAGCUUUUCCCUGCCUAGCAAUCUGACCUCUGUCACCAUGACCACACUGAUGCCCUCAACCACCCUCUCCAAGCCUACAGGACUGCAGCGUCUCUACUCCUUGUCGUAUUUAUGGUACAGCGCUCACAACUCAACCACAGUCAUUGUGGUGGGCCUGAUUGUCAGUCUGCUCACUGGAGGAAUGCGGGGCCGGACCCUGAAUCCUCGGACCAUUUACCCAGUGUUACCAAAGCUCGUUGCCCUGCUGCCCCUGUCCUGUCAGAAGCGAUUUCACUGCAUAAGCUACAGCCAGGACCUCUCAGUGGACACUCCUACAUUUCCGGAAAAGAUGAGUAAUGGGAUGUUGAAGAACAGCAGAGACAAGGAGGUCAUGGCAGUGCCUGAGGAAAGCUCAGCCCACCAAGGGAACAGCCCCACCUUCAUCCUCCAGGAGACCUCACUGUGAUCUAGGCUCGGGUCCCAGUGCCAGAGGCCAUCCUGUAGUACAGUGAUGAGUUAGGUGAUACACAAUGUAGGGACAAUCGAGAACUGGAUUAUCUAGCCCACCAAAGGACCUUGUUUUUAGGUGUUUGGGCUGCAGUAGAAGCUGUCGUGUCAUGGGAAGUGUGAGGGUAGGACAGGGUUUUUACAGCCUAUUCUCUAUAGAGGACCAGGCUUGCAGGGGAUAGGAUUUUGCUAGAAAAGGGGAUCGGAGCAAAUCCUCUGGGAAAUGGGAAAUGGCUUCCGAUUAACCAUCACCAGGCUCCUUUGAAGUGAAUAGAAACAGUAGUGCUAGUUACCACUGCUCUGGGGCCUGGUUUGACAAGGUUGGCCAUGUUUACCAUGAAACACAAAGUUGUCUCAGCGAGCUGUUGCUUCUCUUAUGGUACUAUUUUAAGCAUAGAUUCUGUCGGCCACAAAGGGUCCAUGACUACUUUCUCAUUAUCUGUGACACCCAGGUCCCUCUCAUUCUUACCUGUCUACCUCUAUUCUUGAGGGGGAGGGUUUGGUGUCCCUGAGAGACCUCAGAGUGACAUUCAUCUCCCUUGCAUAGAGUAGGGAAGCUUUCCACCUCACUGCCCCCACCCUCCACCUGUCAUGGGCACUUGGGGGCGGAGCAAAUAUUGAUCCGAGAAACCAGGGCAUGACCAGGUCCACUGUGGAGUGUGCCAUCCACCUGGCACACCACUCUAGUGUCAUUUUGUUGUUCAUGUUCAUGUUUCCUUUUUGGAGUUUCUUUCCCACAGAUCUUUGUUCCAAGGGAAUAAAAACUGUUAUUGGACCUAGAA
Molecule: messenger RNA, 3305 nt
Organism: Neomonachus schauinslandi (Hawaiian monk seal)
Lineage: Eukaryota; Metazoa; Chordata; Mammalia; Carnivora; Phocidae
Gene: SLC5A6
Product: solute carrier family 5 member 6
Exons: 19
Coding region: 566-2482 (638 amino acids)
Biological process (GO): pantothenate transmembrane transport; sodium ion transport; biotin transport
Cellular component (GO): membrane
Molecular function (GO): sodium-dependent multivitamin transmembrane transporter activity
Source: RefSeq, a predicted model, not a curated record